AUGACUUCUUUUGAAGAAGUUGAAACUGAAACACAAGUAGCAUGUCUCCACAUGACCUUUUACCAUCCUUGCCAAGAAGACAAGAUGAUGUUUCGUUGCUUGAAUUUCUGUGAGCGAGAACAGGUCAGGGCAGAUGAGAUGGCCAAGUUUGGCCGUGAUUCUAAUGUCUGCCGUUAUAACUUAAUGGAUAGUCGUGUUUCUCGGAUUCAAUUUUCACUGCAAUUUUACAGAAAACUGAACAGCUCAGAAUUUUGUUUUGAGAUAAAGAACAUGAGCAAGAAAACAAAACUGAUGGUGGACCAAACAGAACUGGGUUACUUAAACAAAACUGACUUGCCAUGGAAGUGUAUUAUUUGUUUUGGGGACUACCAGAUCUUAGCAGAGGUUCAAGAAGGGCAGGCUGAGGAUUAUUUUGAGACUCGCUUACACUUGGCUGAAGUGCCAAUCCUACAGGAAAGAUGCCUGCCAUCACGGCACCCCAUACCUGAGAAUGGCAUUUCCUCUUCCUCGUUUCCUUCCCAAGGCAAAAGCCCCAUAGAGAUUGAUGAAAAUGAGUCAUAG
Messenger RNA from Mesitornis unicolor (brown roatelo), 561 nucleotides. RefSeq names its product TRAF-interacting protein with forkhead-associated domain (gene TIFA). Gene Ontology annotation, biological process: canonical NF-kappaB signal transduction. The transcript has a single exon. Gene Ontology annotation, molecular function: protein binding. Lineage: Eukaryota; Metazoa; Chordata; Aves; Mesitornithiformes; Mesitornithidae. Bases 1 to 561 code for a protein of 186 amino acids. The record is from RefSeq and is a predicted model, not a curated record.